Molecule: messenger RNA, 2845 nt
Organism: Electrophorus electricus (electric eel)
Lineage: Eukaryota; Metazoa; Chordata; Actinopteri; Gymnotiformes; Gymnotidae
Gene: b4galt7
Product: xylosylprotein beta 1,4-galactosyltransferase, polypeptide 7 (galactosyltransferase I)
Biological process (GO): proteoglycan biosynthetic process; carbohydrate metabolic process
Cellular component (GO): Golgi apparatus
Molecular function (GO): xylosylprotein 4-beta-galactosyltransferase activity
Source: RefSeq, a predicted model, not a curated record
AAAAAAAAAAAAAACACCCAUCAGUUAAUCCUUUUCUCUGUCAAAUCCACCCAUACCCUUAUAUCAUCCAUGAACUGUCUGCUGACCAGUCCUCCAUAUGACUUCACAACCUAGGUGACCCAGGUCUAGAACUCCCUUCUUGUGACUGUCAGACAGUCCUGUUCACAUUUCAUAUUUAAGAACUUAUCCAAGACCUCAACACACUGCAUUUUUAAAAUAAUGAUGUUAUCUCUGCUUUAUUCUACCAAGCUGUGUAUGUCUGAGUCAUAAGUUACCGGUUUCCCACUAGACAAGAAAUAUCACCCCAAAAACGAAUUUUUACUGCUGUAAGUGGAACAGUAAUACUGCUCUAAGAUCAGUGUUAACUAUAGCUAAAACGUUUUUGGAGAUGACUGGGAACGUUGUUGCCGAGCACGCUGUUUCGGCCGGGAUGUUUAGCGUAUGGACUGUGAAAAUGGCCAGCGUGUGAUAUUUUUUUUUUUUUACGAACUAGCGUUAGCUAUCUGUCAACGUGAUUGUUGUACGGUAAAAUAAUGGUAUGCGCGUGUCAUCUUAAAACCAUCGCUUAAAUAAGCAAUACGCUACUAUAGGUGACAUGGCCUUGGUCAGUUGAUUAGUCAACUUAUAGGUGUCUGUAUAUAAUCAUUGCAUCCUUAUGGCUACUUCUAGCUAGCUAAACUACGUGUCGUAACUCGUCAGGUUUAUCCAGCAACAAAAUGCGUUCUUCACACCAGCGGUACACAAAGUUAACUGUUUUUUCGGUUGAGUCUGUGGCAUUUCUCGCGAAAUACUGGAACAUCGCUAAACUUAUCUAGCGUUUUGUGAGCGUGGCCAUAAAGGAGAACAGGCACGAAGCUGCUUUACCGUCCGUCCGAAUGAUAGCUAGCUGGUGGAGGCUAGUACGAAUUGAAGAGCCAGAUUGCAGGAAUGGGAAAAUUGGAGUUUUCCGCCUAGCUAAUAGGCUAAUAUUUAUAACGUCACAUAAAUCAGUUUUAGUUGGGUAGGAUUACCGUCGUUCAUACGACAAGAACAAAGAUGAUGUAUUCUUCGCGGAGAAAACCGGUGCUCUACUUUAAAGAAGACAGAAGAUUUCUGUCAAGGAAAUGCACAGUUUUGAAGCUCUUUGGGCUUGGCACAGUGCUAGUCUUGGGGUCCCUUUUGUGGCUGCAGUUGAGUUGUUCAGGUGACUUGGGCCAAGCAGUAAGGGAUGGUCACGCUCCCUACCAGCCUUGUCCUGUGGAGAGACGGGCACCCGCUAUUGAUGACCUCUCUUGGGGCCCUCAUAAAAUGGCUGUCAUCGUUCCUUUCAGAGAGCGUUUUGAAGAACUUCUAAUUUUUGUGCCAUACAUGCACUCCUUCCUCAACAAAAAGAAGAUACGUCACAAGAUUCUUAUCAUUAACCAGGUGGAUCACUUUCGCUUUAACAGAGCUUCUCUCAUUAAUGCUGGCUAUUUGGAGAGUGGUAAUGAUACCGACUACAUAGCAAUGCAUGAUGUGGAUUUGCUGCCUCAAAAUGAAGCUCUGGACUACGGAUUCCCAGAGGAGGGACCAUUCCAUGUAGCCUCACCAGAACUCCAUCCCCUAUAUCAUUAUAAGACAUAUGUGGGGGGAAUACUGUUACUUACCAAGAAACAUUAUCAAAUGUGUAAUGGAAUGUCCAAUCGGUUCUGGGGAUGGGGAAGAGAAGAUGAUGAGUUCUUUAGAAGACUAAGGACAGCGGAACUGCAGCUCUUCAGGCCAAAGGGUAUAAACACAGGUUACAAAACAUUCAGGCACAUUCAUGAUCCAGCCUGGCGGAAGAGAGACCAGAAGAGAAUAGCCGCACAAAAGCAGGAACAGUUCAAGAUUGACCCAGAGGGUGGUUUGACCAACCUGCACUACAAGGUUGAAUCCAGGCAGGAGCUGACCAUUAGCGGAGCUCCCUGUAUUGUCAUCAGCACCUCCCUUGAGUGUGAUCUCAGCCAGACUCCCUGGUGCCAGCUCAGCUAACAUGCCUCAGCUCUGCAUGUCAUGCCUGGAUGAUGCCAACUAUUCUGCUGUAUUGAGUUGUUGUUGGGACCGGUUUUGCUGGGAUAAUCACCUAUUCUCUCUAUACAUAAUGGCCUGAAGUCCUGGCACACGGUGCAAACAGACUUGAAUGAGGUUUUAUUUAUGCUGAACAGUGUUACUUUGUUAACCUUUGAUGAAGCUGCCUCUGUUUCCCUCAGAUGGCAAAGAACUGUUGGACCAAUUUCAGGUACUACACUGAGAUCACAUCAGUAAUGUUACUAAUUUAAAGUUGUUUUCUUUAUAAGCAUCGGACUGGUGAAGCUGUAGCAAUGGCCUUGUUUGGAUGGUUUUUUGUGUUACAACAAUUGAAAUGUUUGUCAAAAUUACUCCUGUUAGGAUUAUUUCUGUAUGUCAAAUUCAGAAUGAAUGUGUGACUGCAGAUAUUGUCAUAUACUUAAGAGAAUUUAGGUGUAUUUUGAGUACAUUUGCACGCAUUUCAUAUUUAUAUAAAAUGCUCUAGACCAAUCUACUGUUUUUUGUAAGAUCUUUGUCAUGUCUCUCUCUCUCUCUCCCUCUCCCCCCCCCCCCCCCCCCCCCCCCCCAUUGUAUUGGUAAAGAUCGACGUGUACACUCUCCUUACCAAAGACAUUUUAAGGUCUCUCUUGACCAUAAACUUGACCAUAAAGGUGACAGAUUAUUGAACAUGAAUGUGACAGCCAGUAAGUUCCUGUUUAUUGGUGACUUUCACAUGUUGGUCAUUGACUUUGUUGAAUGAAAAUAAGUAAUGGUAGAAAUAUGCCUGAUUUUUGUUUAAAGAUUCAUUCAAUAAAGUCUUAAUAUUGUCUUUUUUAAAAUA